Molecule: messenger RNA, 495 nt
Organism: Lathyrus sativus (Indian pea)
Lineage: Eukaryota; Viridiplantae; Streptophyta; Magnoliopsida; Fabales; Fabaceae
Source: the annotation of a GenBank genome assembly
AUGGAUAAGUCAUGGAUUACUAAGCCACAAUCAUCGAUUGCAUAUCAGCAAGGGAUAAAAGAAUUUAUUGAUUUUGCAUUUAAAGGUGCAAAAGAAAAUGACGUAGUAAUAUGCCCUUGCAAACACUGCGGUUUCAAAAAAUCAAAGAGUAGGAGUGACAUGUUCGACCACUUAAUGUGGUCACCAUUUCCGCAGGGAUACACCAUGUGGAUUCAUCAUGGAGAGUCCUUUGUUGUACCUAGUACUAUCUCCCCUAGUACUACUCAAAAUAUGGUUGAAGAUACUAUCAUUUUCGAAGAUCCUAUUCAUAACAUGAUCAAUGAUGCAUUUGGAGUUGAUAUGAAUCAUGCUAAUGAAAUACCAUCCGCGUCAAAUUUAGAGAUUGGCCAAGAAGAUUAUGUGAUGCUAAGUGCAACUCAGGAAAGAAACGAAGCCAAAGAGUACUAUGAAUUGACUAGAGAAGGAGAACAACCUUUGUAUGAAGGGUGUAGAUAA